This is a messenger RNA of Sorex fumeus (smoky shrew), 597 nucleotides long. Its product is annotated as E3 ubiquitin-protein ligase TRIM38-like. Lineage: Eukaryota; Metazoa; Chordata; Mammalia; Eulipotyphla; Soricidae. Gene Ontology annotation, molecular function: zinc ion binding. The transcript is spliced from 3 exons. The record is from RefSeq and is a predicted model, not a curated record. Bases 1 to 576 code for a protein of 191 amino acids.
AUGGCCUCAGCUAUAUUUAUCAAGAAGUUGAGGGAGGAAGCUACCUGCUCCAUCUGUCUGGAGCUGAUGACUGAGCCCGUGAGCAUCAACUGUGGGCACAGCUACUGCCACCAGUGCAUUGUGGGUUUUACUGGGAACCAAAGUGCUGAUACAUCAUCUCCAGGGACAUUUCACUGUCCCCAGUGUCGUAAACCUUUUCAAAGUGGUAGUCUCCGGCCCAACAAGCAACUGAGAGGUAUGAUUGAAACUUUUAAGGAAAUGAAUCAGAGCAUGUGUAAUGAACAUGGAGAGCAGCUCCAUCUGUUCUGUGAAAAUGAUGGUCAGCUCCUCUGCUGGUGCUGUGAGCGGUCACCACAGCACAAAGGACACUUCACUGCUACUGUUGAAGAUGCAUGCCCAGGUUACCGGGAAAAGCUCCAGAAAGCAGUCACAAAACUGAAAUUCACAGAAUCCAUAUAUAUGCAGCUGAAGCUUGAUACAACUCAGAAAAUAAGUAGUUGGGAGUUGCCCUUAGUUCCUAGCACACCAAAAGCAGGGUCCCAAGGAGGGACUGAAUGGACCCAGGACAAAUUGUGAGCAACCCUGGCAUCGAAAUGG